Messenger RNA from Vicia faba (fava bean), 2277 nucleotides. NCBI's taxonomy places the organism in Eukaryota, Viridiplantae, Streptophyta, Magnoliopsida, Fabales, Fabaceae. The record is from the annotation of a GenBank genome assembly.
AUGGAGAAUCUUAACUUAGCCCUUGUUUCUUCCCCUAAACCUCUGCUUCUGGGACAUUCCUCCUCAAAAAACGUCUUCACAAGAAGAAAGCCUUUCGCUUUGGGGACUUUUCGUGUUUCUGCUAACUCUUCAUCCUCUCAUGUCACCAGGGCUGCUUCUAAAUCUCACCAAAAUCUAAAAUCUGUGCAGGGGAAGGUCACUGUGCAUACUUUUGCUAGCAUUUCUUCUUCAAAUAGUCAGGAAACAACAUCAAUGUUGUCCUGUCGGGUGGAAGUUCAGUCUGAACUCCUGCAGCAAGUGUUGCUGUUUAUGUUACAGAAUAAGCAUCUGGGUAUGGUACAAGUUUGUGAGUUUUUAAAGCCCUUGCUGGAUUUUUCGAUCAUAAGAUUGUUAGGUUCUGAGUCACCCUCUUCUUCAUUUGGAUUGCAAUUGGUAUCGUCUAUGGCAUCAUUCUGUUGCUCAUGUCCGAGUGAGUCCACGCCUGUUCUUAUGCUGCUAACGGAGUGCCUUAAGUAUCUUCCACAUGAGACCUCUGAAGACUAUAGGAAAUUAGUAUUUGUUGUAGAACAUAUGGUGGAGGCGUAUAUAGUGGUACUUAAGUCUCUGGCCGGAGAGAAAUUGCUGAUUGCCGAGGUUCAACUACAUGCUGUUGAAUUCCUGGGAACAGUUCUGUCUCUGUUGAUGUGUCUUCAGUGGCACUCUGGUGGUUAUGAGCCCAUAAUUGAACUCUUAAGGCGAUUGUGUUCUGUUCAGAAAGAUCUCGGUUUGCAAUGGGAGCCUGGUCUGUCAACGAUUAUGGCGUCAUUAUUUACAAUCCUUGUUCAAUCAGAACUUGAGCAUGAACAAAUUUCUAUAUCUAAACUCCUCCUCUUAAUCCUGAAGUGGAAAUACGAUAAGGAUGAUGCUAUUGCCACAAAUACGUCUUCUCCAUUUGAAGAGGUUUUGUUUCUACUUCCCUUUGUCAGCCUCAUGUCAUCUCCUUCUAAAUAUGUGAAAGCACUGGCUACUGAUUUGCUUCUCAUCUUGGAGAAGCUCCUUCUCAAGAUGCUGGUGGCCGUAAGACAUAAACCAAUCAUUGAUGAGGAAACUCAUUAUAUUAGCACACCUGGAAUUAUAGUGUUGAGACUUUUGCGACAUCUGUGGUAUCAGGAUGGAGAAUCUUCUUCCAGAAUUUCCCUUCUGAAUCUGGCUUUAAAGGGCACGCAUGAAAAUGAAGUAAUGCAUGAUAAACCAAUAUCAUGGGCUUCUCAUCUAAGAGGGUUCUGUUUGUCAAUUGUUGAGCGUCGGAAAUCUACAUCGCCUCUCUUGCUUCCUCAAGAAUUAUUCUUAACCGAGACACCCUUACUCAGUGCUGUUCUCAGUGUUUUGUUGAUACAUCCAUCGAUGGGGGCUGCUGCUGUUGACUCGCUGUCUUCCAUUGCCAUUAUGGAUCCCAAACUAGGAGUUCCUUUGUUGCUAGCAAUUAUGUUCUACAGUAAUAUAUUCACAAGAAAUGAUAUCAUUUGCCAUGAUAUGCUGCUAAAAAUCUUUGAAAUGCUGCCAUCACUUGCUUCACACUCAGCAAUGACUCCACUUGUAGUUCAAACAAUCUUGCCAAUGCUUAACAGAGAUGCAAAAGGCUCAUUGUAUGCUACGGGAACUCGAUUGCUGUGUCGAACUUGGGAGAUCAAUGAUAGAGCCUUUGGAAGUUUACAAGGUGUCUUGCUUCCAAAAGGUUUCACUGAUUUCACAUCAGACAGAGCUAUCUGUAUCAGUUUGGCUGCUUCAAUCCGAGAUGUUUGCCAUAAAAGCCCUGAUAGGGGUGUUGAUCUUAUCUUGACUGUUUCGUCUUGCAUUGAGUGUCAAGAUCCUAUAGUUAAAGCUCUCGGCUUGCAAAGCCUUGUCCACCUUUGUGAAGCAGAUGUGAUUGAUUUUUACACUGCAUGGGAUGUCAUUGCAAAGCACGUGCAAGGUUAUAAAGGUGAUCCUAUUAUUGCACAUAGCACUUGCCUUCUGCUAAGGUGGGGUGCAAUGGACGCAGAAGCAUAUCCAGAAGCAUCAAAGAGUGUGCUGUUAAAUCUUUGGGAUUUAGUUACCUCUAGCCAUGGCACAAAGUGGGAAAAAACAAAAAUUGCAGCCCUGGAGGCACUUAUUCAAUAUGAAGUGGCGCAAUUUGAAAAAAAUGUUCCAGAUUUUAAGAAAAUGAAUUUGGAGCUAUUCUUUUCUGAGACAAGUCCCACAGUACUCAAGGUUAUGGAGGAUUUUCAUGUCAAGAUUAUAACAUAUGAACACAUGUAA